This is a messenger RNA of Raphanus sativus (radish), 1013 nucleotides long. Its product is annotated as rho GTPase-activating protein 4-like. Gene Ontology annotation, molecular function: GTPase activator activity. Lineage: Eukaryota; Viridiplantae; Streptophyta; Magnoliopsida; Brassicales; Brassicaceae. The transcript has 2 exons. The record is from RefSeq and is a predicted model, not a curated record. Bases 510 to 989 code for a protein of 159 amino acids.
UUGCUUAACUUAUCAAAAUUAACCACACAUUGUGGUGUUCUAGUAGUAUCCACUAAAGGAUGAGUGCUCUGUUGGUUCUUAUUAGCUUCAUAUGUGGCCAAGCGGAUAUGAAUUCAUGUUUACGAUCCAUUUGAAUAUCCGGGAGAAGAUCCAUUUGUGGGUUGCACCUCCAACCUGAAAUAUAGGUAUCCAGAUCUCUAAUUUAGUCUGAUUAUCCCACCGUGUUCAACCGGAACUGACGAGGAAGGUCCUGGAGACCAAACGGAAACCAUGUUAAAUCCGCUGUGGCCGGAACUUGAACUCGUGAUGGUAGGCACCUUAGCCCGAGGUUCCUUUACCACCAGACCACGAGGCCCGGUUUCGAGCAAUAAUAUUCAAGUUGAUGUUCAAACAUUCCAAGUCCUUUUAAAUGAUAUAUUAGACCUUGUGAUUAUUAAAGACGAUAUUCUUGACCAAAAAUACUAAUAUCGAUGGUCAUGAACUUAGAUGGUGUGUAAAUUUGAUUGUAGAUGUUGGAUCCACUAACGGCUCUAGUGUAUGCUGUGCAAGUCAUGAACUUUCUAAAGACCCUUAUUGUAAAGACGCUUAAAGAACGGAAAGAGUCUCGAUAUAGGUUGGUUCAAGCCUCGAACCCGGGUCCUCGGGACGAGAGUGGUGAUCAGAGAAGCAGACAGUUGUUGCAUCUCAUGGAAGCUAACAAGGAGGAAGCUGUAGAUACUGUUGAGGUCGAAAUGAAAGACAAAGAAGAGUCUGAAGAAGAAGAAUAUGCAGAUGGUUGGGAGGAGAAGAGGAAAAGGAAGAUGGAGAGGACAAUGUCGACUAGUAGUAUUGUUGGACGUGUGAAUUACAGAGUUGAGCUUUUUGAAGCUUGGCGAAGAAAAAAAGGAUUACAUUCAUUCAUGUUUUUGAUCCAACUUUGGGAUUUUCUUGAUUUUGGUUUUGUGGGAGGGUUGCUUGUGUAUCAAGAAAUGCUGCAUGUCUGCAUAUAAUGUGAAAGAUAAAUUUUUGCUUCG